AUGAAAAUAUUAAUUGGCAUUAGUGGAAGUAUUGCUGCAAUUAAGAUUUCUGAAAUAAUCGAAAAACUCCAAGAACAUUGUAAAAUAAAUAAUAUUUCUGUCGAGAUAAAAUACGUCGCAACUAAUAUUGCUUAUGAAAAAUUUUUGAAAUCUUUUAAAGAAAAAAUUUUCUUAGAUGAAGACGAAUGGUUGUGGCAAAAAAGGGGAGAUACUAUUUUACAUAUAGAAUUAAGAAAAUGGGCAGAUAUUUUUAUAAUAUGUCCUUUGGAUGCUAACACUUUAGCUAGUAUAUCUAAUGGGAUUUGUUCAAAUCUUUUAACUUGUAUUUGCCGAUGUUGGGAUUUUAAAAAAACUUUUUUGGUUUUUCCAUGCAUGAAUACAUAUAUGUAUAAUCAUCCGAUUACAAAAAAACAAAUUGACAUAAUUUCUUCAUGGGGAAUAAAAGUAAUUGAUCCAAUAGAAAAAGUAUUGGCUUGUGGUGAAUAUGGUGUUGGAGCUUUACCUAAUGUAGAAAAUGUCAUAUCUGAAAUAAUGAAGUAUUUACAAUAG
Plasmodium relictum is the source of this 549-nucleotide messenger RNA. Its product is annotated as phosphopantothenoylcysteine decarboxylase, putative. Gene Ontology annotation, molecular function: FMN binding; phosphopantothenoylcysteine decarboxylase activity. The transcript is spliced from 4 exons. Lineage: Eukaryota; Apicomplexa; Aconoidasida; Haemosporida; Plasmodiidae. The record is from RefSeq and is a predicted model, not a curated record. Gene Ontology annotation, cellular component: phosphopantothenoylcysteine decarboxylase complex. The coding region runs from base 1 to 549 and encodes 182 amino acids. Gene Ontology annotation, biological process: coenzyme A biosynthetic process.